Spirodela intermedia is the source of this 4855-nucleotide messenger RNA. NCBI's taxonomy places the organism in Eukaryota, Viridiplantae, Streptophyta, Magnoliopsida, Alismatales, Araceae. The record is from the annotation of a GenBank genome assembly.
AUGUACGUGGUGAAGAGGGACGGUCGCCAGGAAGCGGUGCACUUCGAUAAGAUCACCGCCAGGCUCAAGAAACUGAGCUACGGGCUUAGCCAGGAGCACUGCGAUCCGGUCCUGGUGGCUCAGAAGGUGUGCGCAGGCGUGUACAAGGGCGUGACCACCAGUCAGCUUGAUGAACUCGCCGCUGAGACCGCCGCUGCUAUGACGGCCAACCACCCGGACUAUGCUGUGGUGAGGUUCUCAGCAUUUUUCCCCUUUUCUUUCUGUGCAUAGUUUACGAAUAUUUUGGUUUCUUUCUUUCAUUAGAGGAUUCACGCUCUCUCUCCUUCCUCUGUAUACUAUAUUUUUUUCCUUCUUGUCGUGAUGGUCAGCUCGCGGCGAGAAUCGCAGUUUCAAAUCUGCACAAAAACACCAAGAAGUCAUUCUCUGAGACGUACGCCUCCGAUCCUUCAUUUAUCAUCUAUGUUUCUUGCAUUGUAGUACAUAUUGUUUCUCUGUUAAUUUUCAUGGGACGAUCUUUUUGGCUGAAUGGAUAGUGUUGUGGUACAGGAUUAAGGAAAUGCACAGUCACUUCAAUGAGAGAUCUGGGCUCUCGGCUCCUUUGGUGGCUGACGAUGUUUUUGAAAUAAUCCUGAAGGUGACAGUUUUAACUUUAGAGAAAGUUUGUGGGCUCUGUUUCUUCCAAGUUGUCUAGAUAUUCAUGUUUUCAAAAUUUUCAGUGUUUACUUAUAUUCGCCCUUUUUACUGUUCUGGUCAAAACUAUGUAAAUCUAUGAUCAUUGAAUUCUCAAGAGUUUUGAGAACCUGCAUUUUUGGCGGAAGAGCUGGAACAAGAUAGCACUGCUUCAUCAUCUCAUUAGGAACGAAAGAAACGAUUGCACUGAUUUCAAUCUUUCUUUAACCCUUCCCUUCCCGCCUAUCCUCUUCUAUCUCAUUCAACUAAUUUGGAACUGCUUGAGUUAGUAGAUGAAAGGAGUGACUACUGAUGGAGACUAAGAUUUCCAUAAACUGUCCCCCCCCCCCAAUAUGUCCAUAAUGUAUAUUGUAUUUUUCCAGUGGAUGUGUUGGAUAGUUCGUCACUUGUUCUUCAUGCAUUGAUUUCUUCUUUGAGUAGAUUUAUUAAGAUUCGACUUUUCGGUAAAAUUCGUUGCCGCCGUUUUAAUCAAUGCUGAUUUAAAUAGUUCGAUUAUUUGUUUGACCGUCUCUCGGAAGGACUUCGAUUUCUUUCCCGAAAGAGUCAAAAUUAUGUGCCUUUCAUGCAUUCUAGUUCCGUGAAAGUGAGCUGUGUUGGUCAGGAAAUGUCGUAUUGCCAGAUCGAUAUUUGUUCUUUAGAUCUAGUUUUUCAUCAUUUUGACAAUAGUUGUAUGUUUGGACUAAGUUAACUUACUUUUUUGGUUUUCAGAAUGCCGAUCUUUUGGACAGCGAGAUAAUUUACGACCGAGAUUUUGACUAUGAUUACUUUGGCUUUAAAACCCUGGAGAGGUCCUAUCUCAUGAAAGUUUCUGGCAAGGUGAUUGAAAGGCCACAGCACAUGCUGAUGAGGGUAUCAGUUGGAAUCCACAAGGACGAUAUUGCCUCUGUUCUCAGAACGUAUCAUUUGAUGUCUCAACGCUGGUUCACUCAUGCUUCUCCCACAUUAUUCAAUGCUGGCACCCCCAGGCCUCAGGUUUUCCUCAUGUUUUUGACAUUGCAAAUAUUGACGGUUUCAAACUAUUAUCUUCAUACAUUUCUUAGUGGUUUCUAUUGGCACUCUUUCAGUUGAGCAGCUGCUUCCUUAUUUGCAUGAAAGAUGAUAGCAUUGAGGGAAUCUAUGACACAUUGAAGGAAUGCGCUGUCAUAAGCAAAUCUGCUGGAGGAAUUGGUGUUUCUGUUCAUAAUAUUCGAGCAACUGGCAGUUAUAUUCGUGGGACAAACGGUACGUCUAAUGGCAUUGUUCCAAUGUUGCGGGUCUUCAAUGACACUGCCCGGUAUGUUGAUCAAGGUGGAGGGAAAAGAAAAGGUGAGCUUAUUACAGCUUAAUUUUUCUGGUGUCAUAUAUUUUGGCGGAUAUGAAAACCAUGGUAUUUAAUAAUCUUUCCUCCCUUUAGGUGCGUUCGCUGUUUAUUUAGAGCCAUGGCAUGCGGAUAUUUUCGAAUUUCUGGAUCUUAGAAAGAACCAUGGAAAGGUACGAUUAUAUUAGUGUCUACGUUUAUUUUUCUCCACGCCUUCUACGGAUUUUCCAUACUUUAGUCUCUUAACCCGUCAAAUGUGAUCGAAUUUUAUUUGAAUAUCUAGGAAGAGCAUAGGGCAAGAGAUCUAUUUUAUGCGCUGUGGGUCCCCGACCUGUUCAUGGAGAGAGUUCAAAGUUAUGGCCAGUGGUCCUUGUUUUGCCCUAAUGAGGCCCCUGGAUUGGCAGAUUGUUGGGGCGACGAAUUCGAAAAAUUGUACACCAAAUACGAAAAGGAGGUCAGUUGUCUCGCCGGUCCAAUUGUUGAAUAACAUUCCAAGCAUAGGUCGACAAUUUUGUUCUUCUUGUUUUUCAGGGCAAGGCCAAGAAAGUUGUUCCAGCACAGAAUCUCUGGUUCGAGAUUUUGAAGUCUCAGAUAGAAACUGGAACACCUUACAUGCUCUUCAAAGUCAGUUUAUAAUACCAAGGACUUUAGUUGGAUCAUACGAGUAGCCAUUAAUGUCUCAUUACUGCCACUUUUGUAUCCAUCCUUGUAAUUGUAUCUGUUUUCAGGACUCCUGCAACAGGAAAAGCAACCAGCAGAAUCUUGGGACAAUCAAGUCUUCAAAUCUAUGCACAGAGAUUAUCGAAUACACCAGUCCUGAGGAGACUGCCGUGUGCAAUCUCGCCUCGAUCGCCUUGCCCAGAUUCGUUCGGGAGAAGGUGCGGCCUUUUUCUCACAUUUGCCUUGAGCUUAAUAUCAAUGAAACUAUCCUCCUUACCUUCCCCGCAUGCUCCGCUCCCCUGCAGGGCAUUCCCAUUGAAUCUCACCCGUCCAAGUUGGUCGGCAGCAGAGGAUCUAAGAACAGAUUCUUCGACUUCGACAAGCUCGCAGAGGUCUGUCUCGUCUCAACCAUUUGAAAUUCCCCACACUGACUCUUCAACUACGAUCUCCAUGCGCUGACAAUUACUCUAUAUCGGGUAGGUUACUUCGAUAGUCACAGAGAAUCUCAACAAGAUCAUCGAUGUCAACUUCUACCCGGUUGAGACGGCGAAGCGGUCGAAUCUUCGGCACAGGCCGAUCGGCAUAGGCGUACAAGGCCUCGCAGACACCUUCAUCCUCCUCGGCAUGGCCUUUGACUCGCCAGAGGUAAUCCGCCAAGUCUGCAGAUUAUUCUAUUCCCUCGCACUUGAUGACAUCUGGAAUUCAUACAAUAAAUAAAUAAAUAAAUAAGUAAUUUCUUAUCGAAGAUCUUGGAUUUCUACAGGCCCGGAAGCUGAACAGCGAAAUAUUCGAGACCAUCUACUACCACGCACUGAAGGCUUCCUCUGAGAUCGCCCAGAGAGAAGGCACUUACGAGUCCUACAACGGCAGCCCUGUGAGCAAGGUCUGCAGCAUGACUGAUUUGCACCGUCGAAAAGUAUCUCUUUCUUUCUCUGUCGAAAAAGAUCAUAAAAUUUGUCCUAGAACGGAAAAAAGUAGUCAAUUGCUCAAUAGUGUUUCACAAGUUAUUACAUCGUGUCUAGUUUUUGGGAGUAUUAGUGCGUUGUUAUGCCUAGAUAUUUGAUCAAUUAUGUCCACUACUAAAUGCGCUGGUUCUUCCUGCAGGGAAUUCUCCAACCGGACAUGUGGGAGGUGACCCCAUCCGAUCGCUGGAACUGGGCAUCUCUGAGGGAGAUGAUCGCCAAGAACGGCGUGAGGAACUCCCUCCUGGUGGCGCCCAUGCCCACCGCCUCCACCAGCCAGAUUCUCGGCAACAACGAGUGCUUCGAGCCCUACACCUCCAACAUCUACAGCCGCAGGGUCCUCAGGUACUUCUCCUCCUCCAUCUUCAAAAACCGUAGCCUCCAUCUCCAAUAACGACAACAUCAUCUCUCUCUCUCUCUCUCUCUCUCUCUCUCUCUCUCUCUCUCUUCUCGCAGCGGAGAGUUCGUCGUCGUGAACAAGCACCUCCUCCACGACCUGACGGAGAUGGGCAUCUGGUCCCCCGGCGUCAAGAACAAGAUCAUCUACGAGGACGGCUCCGUCCUCAACAUCCCCGAAGUCCCCGACCACCUCAAGGCCAUCUACAAGUACUCUCUUCCUUCCCUUCCCUUCCCUUCCCUUUCCUUUCCUUUUCCUCCCUUUUCCUUUCUGUCUGAAUGGUGGAGUUCCUCUGUCGACGCUCGCUGCUCAGGACGGUGUGGGAGAUCAAGCAGAGGACGCUCGUGGACAUGGCGGUGGACCGCGGCUGCUUCAUCGACCAGUCGCAGAGCCUGAACAUCCACAUGGACCAGCCUAACUUCGGCAAGCUUACCUCCCUUCACUUCUACGCCUGGACCAAGGUCGAACUCUCUCUCUCACACUCUCUCUCUCUCUCUCUCUCUAACCAGCUUCCUGGUUGUUGUUGUUGUUGCAGGGGUUGAAGACGGGGAUGUACUACCUGAGGUCAAGGGCGGCGGCGGACGCCAUCAAGUUCACCGUCGACACCUCCUUCCUGCAGGUGGGUGGGCUCUCUCUCCCUCUCUCACACACACACACACACUCUCUCUCACCUCGCUCCUACCUAAACUGAUUAUCUCUGUGGGUGGUGGGUGGCUCUCUCUCUCGCUCUCUGCACAGAGUAAGGGGGCGGCGGAGGUGGUGGCGGCGCCGGAGGACUUGGAGGUGAAGAUGGCCCAGGUCGUCUGCUCCCUAGAGAACAGGGAGGACUGCAUGGCCUGCGGCAGCUAG